This is a messenger RNA of Diversispora eburnea, 2466 nucleotides long. The record is from the annotation of a GenBank genome assembly. NCBI's taxonomy places the organism in Eukaryota, Fungi, Glomeromycota, Glomeromycetes, Diversisporales, Diversisporaceae.
AUGAGUUAUUCCUCUGUUGUAUGGAUCGAUGAUCCAUUCUUCAUUAAACGUCAGCGUGUUCAGAUGGCAUGUUCAUUUUGUCGUCAAAGAAAAAUCCGGUGUGAUGGAAGAAGUCCUUGUGCAAAUUGUAGAAAAUAUUCUACAACUUGCAACUAUGUGAAAAUAGAAAAAUCUAAUAAAGGAAAAGCAAAAUAUAACAAUGGUGAAAAUUCUUCUGGACGCGUUAAUAUCUCUUAUACUAGAAGUCCUUCUCAUGGAAAACGUCCAAUUGAUGAGGUUUCCUCUAAUUCUUUAUCUCAAAGUUUACCUCCUGCCCUUCCAAUUAUAAGUUCUCCCGUUUCUAUUUCUAAAUCGGAACCAAAAUUACCUUCCAUCGAAGAUAGAUAUUCUCUAAUACCAAACGAAGAAACCGUUAACCAUUUAUUGGGUCUUUAUUGGGUUAACGUUCAUCCUUAUGUUCCAGUUAUUAACAAGUCAAUUUUCCUACAACAACGUGAAAAUCCCAAUGAUCCCCCUUCCCUCUUAUUACUCAACGCCAUGUUUGCCGUUGUCGCUGAGUUUUCUGAUCGUCCUUCCAUAAAAAAUGACCCGGAAACUCAUGAGAAAGGUGGCUGGAUAUUUUUUGAUAGAGCUCGUAAUUUAUUAGAUACUUUUUUGGAUGCUCCUAGAAUGUCCACCAUCGCUGCCCUUAUCUUAAUGUCAAUUUAUCUACAACAUAAUACAAGGCGUUCUGGAGUUUCUCCAGGUUAUUUUCGUAGGUGGAUGUAUAUUGGAAUGGCUAUUCGUAUGGCUUUAGAAUUAGAUUUAAAUAAAGAUUGUGAUGAUCCAAAUAUUAAUCGUUCUCACAAGGAAUUAAGAAAAAGGUUAUGGUGGUCUCUAUUUAUGGUAGACGUUUUAGUCUGCUGCGGAAUUGGUAAAGCAAGUGAUAUAGAAGAAGACGAAUGUACUAUUCCUGAACCUGAUGAAAAUGAUUUGAUAGACGAACAAGAAUUAAAAAUUAAUGGUGCUCUAAGAGAAUUUAUUCUUCAAAUCAAAUUUUCCAGAAUGCUUCACCAAUUAUUAAGACACAAUUUUUCUAAUAAAACCUCGAAUAUUUCACCAUAUAUUAAUCAAGACAAUAUUAUUGCAAAUUUCGAAGAGCAAAUUCGUGAUUGGUUCAUAUUCUUACAAAUUUCUCGUCAAUCCACAGAAUUUAUCGUCGAAAAUGUUAAUGAUUAUUCUACAACAAUGUUACAUUUACAUAUGUUGUAUAAUUCUUUUAUUAUUUUAUUACACCGUAGAUAUAUUUUAAAUCCCGAUUCUCUGUCAAAAUGCAUUCUUGCUGCUCAACAAGUGACACCUAUUGGUUCUUUAAUAAUUAGUAAUUAUUCUUCUCCUUUUAAAGGAUUUCUCAAUUGUACAACUUGGUGUUUAUUACAAGCUGGAAUGAUUCAUGCUCUAAAUAAAGUUGUAGGAAACGAAAGUAAUAGUAGAAUAGCCGAAGAACAUUAUGAAAAAAUUGUUCAACUGUUUCAAAAAUGUUCUCAAAUUACAGCUUUACAAGUAUUACAAGAUCACGCAAACACUUGUAGUUCUCAUCAAUUGUCAGUAAUGGAUGUUUGGUCUUCACCUGCUACUUCUUCAUCCGAUAAUCAAGAAAUAUAUGUUUUGACGAAUGAGACAUCAAUACCCUCUUCCUCAUUAUAUACUCACCCUUCUCUUUCUUCCACUGCUGAUACUGCUGACACUACUAUCAAUGAAGUUGAAAAUAAUUUAUAUAAUAUUCCAAAAUAUUCUAAUAUAAUUCCAUUUCAGAACUUAUCGUCAUACGGUGGACCUACCACUACUCUUCAUUUACCUUCGGCCACAAAUUCCGGUGGAUUUGAAUUUACUCAUUUAUCUCCUUUUCCAAGUCCUCACAACAGUACCAUCUCUCCUCUAUGCGGUACUACGCCGCAUGAAUCACCAAAUAUAGAUCUUGGAAGUUCUACUCAUUCACCUAAUGAAUUUGUUAAUUUAAUCACUUUUCCUGUUCUGGGAAAACCCCAAAAUUCCAAUUGCGCAGAAUUACUUAAUAAUGAAGAAAAUUGGUUUAGUAACAAUAAUCAUUCGACUCAACAUGAUACUUGGCAUCAGAAUAAACAAUUUGAUGCAAGUUAUACGCGUUUUUCAGCAGGUGUGGCAAAUGUCGAUCUUUUUUGUAAACACGAAAAUACCAGCCACAUUUCGUCAAAACAGUCAACUAAAUCGCCUUUAUUCUAUUCUGGAGGUUUUCAAAUACAUGUUUCUCCAACUACUUCGCCUUUCGAUUCACCACCACAACAAGAGAUUGAUACUGGAAUAAAUUCUUCACCUAAUAAUGAUACAAUGCCUCCAAAUGGUAAAUAUUCACAUUCACUGACAACUUCGUCAAACAACCAUGAUACUGAAACUUGUACAACUGGUUAUUUUGCUGGCAAUUUUAGUGGCUUAGGAAUCUGUUCGUAA